AAACGACCGCGGUUAAGCGUCCGUUUCUCCUGCUCUCGCCUCUCAAUAAUGAUUUCAUCCUGAGACGUGCAAGAUUACGUGAGUCACUUAUUCCUGUUGAACAUAUAUGAACCAUUGAAUCCCACGAAGAUCUGUCUUCUCCUUUUUGAUUGAUUCUGUUGAAUUCUGGUUUAUCCUUGCAAUUAUGAAGUCAUUCGUCCCGUUAAACCGAACUCUCAGCGCAAUGACCACCCCUAAAAGCCCUGUCACGACCAGGUUCGGCAGAUAUCAGAGAAACUACAGUGCCAGCCGCUCGCGCAGUGAUGGCCUCCCCGGCAUUGACUACUCAAAGCUCACCAUCACAAAGUCUGAAUCUCCCAAGCCGCUGCAGCAGAACAAGGACCUGGUAUUUGGAGCCACCUUCACCGGUAUUUCGCCCAAUUCUAGCCGAAGCUAUACCCGGCAUGAGUUAUCGAACCCAAUACUGACCAGCAUACCCUAGAUCAUAUGCUUCAGGUGAAAUGGAACACCAAAGAUGGAUGGCUUACUCCAAAAAUCAUGCCAUACCAGAAUUUGAGUCUGGCUCCGUCCGCCUCUGUCUUCCAUUAUGCGUUUGAGUGCUUUGAGGGUAUGAAGGCCUAUAAAGCGAAAGAUGGCUCUAUUCGCUUGUUCAGACCUGACAAAAACAUGGCCAGACUGAACAAGUCAACCCAGCGCAUUGCACUUCCAACCUUUGACCCCGAAAUUAUGACGAAACUCAUCGGUGACCUUGUCAAGCUGGACGGUAGAUUCAUCCCAAGCGAGCGGGGCUACUCUCUCUACCUGAGACCAACCGUUAUUGGAACGCAGGAGUCUCUCGGAGUUGCUGCUCCCGGUUCCGCUCUUCUUUUUGUAAUUGCCAGCCCUGUUGGCCCAUACUACCCCACCGGCUUCAAGGCAGUUUCUCUUGAAGCCACUGACUAUGCUGUUCGUGCAUGGCCAGGUGGUGUCGGUGACAAGAAACUCGGUGCAAACUAUGCCCCUUGCAUUGUCCCACAGAUGGAAGCUGGAACUCGUGGUUUCCAGCAGAAUCUCUGGCUCUUCGGUGAGGAAGAGUAUGUCACCGAAGUCGGUACUAUGAAUUUGUUCAUCGCCAUGAAGAACAAGGAAACUGGCAAAAGCGAGCUUUUGACCCCUCCAUUGGAUGGAACUAUCCUUGAAGGUGUGACCAGAGACUCUGUCCUGGCUUUGGCAAGGGAGAGACUUGUCCCAAGAGGCUGGGGUGUGUCUGAGCGCAAAGUCACUAUGAAGGAAAUUUCUCAGGCGGCAAAGGAUGGCAGACUCAUCGAGGUCUUCGGUGCUGGCACCGCUGCCAUUGUCAGCCCUGUCCGUGAUAUCAGCUGGAAAGGACAAAAGAUCGAGUGUGGCUUGAAGCCGAAUGAGGAGGCUGGCCAGGUCGCCCUUGAGAUGAAGAACUGGAUUGAGGAAAUCCAGUAUGGUGAGGUUGAGCACGAAUGGAGGUAACUAUAUAUUCCUGAAACUCUUCCCCAUAGGGCCUUGACGAUGAAACUAACUCAUACGAUUGUAGUGUCAAAGUGUAAAAAGCCUCCUCUAGGCUACGGCUACCAGUGCCUGUCACCUUUAAGCGGGGAAUAAGAUCCGCGGCUUAGCGUGCUUUCUUCUUUUCUCGUUCUUCCUUAUGAGCUACGGCGUAUUGCAAAUAGAUUUCCCGUCAUAUAGACAGAUGGGAUAGAUAUCUAAGUAGUUAGGCGAUUUGAUUUCUUGUUGCUUUACGGGAGGGAUAUUUCAGACUCAGUUACAGCCAGUCGGUACGGAUAGACAGUCGAUAAAAAUAGUCUAACGAAUAACACAGCAGUACGCAUACAAUGAUUUGGUCCCUGUCAGUCAAGUUUGCAAUCGCAAUAUAUUAUCCGUAGCCGGUCCCAACGGAGUUUCCGAAGCUCACACGCCUUUAAUGAGACGAAGCUCGAAGCAACAUGCCGUUCGGGGUCAGUUUUGAUGUCU
This is a messenger RNA of Trichophyton rubrum CBS 118892, 1983 nucleotides long. RefSeq names its product branched-chain amino acid aminotransferase. The record is from RefSeq and is a predicted model, not a curated record. Gene Ontology annotation, biological process: L-leucine biosynthetic process; L-valine biosynthetic process. The transcript is spliced from 2 exons. Gene Ontology annotation, molecular function: branched-chain-amino-acid:2-oxoglutarate transaminase activity. NCBI's taxonomy places the organism in Eukaryota, Fungi, Ascomycota, Eurotiomycetes, Onygenales, Arthrodermataceae. The coding region runs from base 487 to 1482 and encodes 331 amino acids. Gene Ontology annotation, cellular component: mitochondrion.